AUGGACAUCAAACCCGAAGAGUGGGAUGUCAGCCAUGAAUGGAAAACAGUUGUACCUUACGGAAUUGAUUGUCUGUAUUCAAAUCAAUUUAAAAUAAAACAUAUUGAAGACAUUGUGUUUACUAUUGCUAUGAAAUUUAAUGAGACAAAAACUCAUCUUGAAACGUGGGUCAUAAAGUCUACUGCAAAGCCAUUGAAAGCUACUGUUUGCUUGUCAGUAAAAGACAAAUGUAAAAAGAAGAGCCAGAUAGAUGAGUGGAAAGAAAACUGCUUGUUCGAAAACUUCUUAGCAUUUCCAUCUCAACUUGUGCCUUGUCAAGUCUUCGAUUCAAUUCGCGGAGUUAAUUUUUAUGUCUACGAAGUCACCAUUGAUUGCAAAAUAAUUUUGCACGACUAUAAACCAGACUUUGUGCCUGAUUUUUUCUAUGAGAAUCUUCUGCAUUUUCGGAAGUCCCACGAUCUCAGUGAUGUGACUCUUAUUGUUGGCGAUGUCGAGAUACCGGCUCACAAAGUCAUUAUCGCUGCUCACAGUCCGAUUUUCAAAGCAAUGCUGUUAUCUGAUAUGAAAGAAGCUAAAAAAGGUGUGAUUGAAAUAAAAGGUCUGAAGGAGGAUGUUAUAGUCGAGAUGCUAAAUUAUUUCUACACGGGAGAGACUAAAGCGAGUUUUGAUACGGAGCUUGCAUUGCAGAUGAUUGAAGUGGCUGAUAUUUAUCAAAUCAUGAGGCUCAAGAACAUCUGCGAAAUGACUUUGUUGAAAAAUAUGUCUAUUGAUAAUAUCGUCGACAUUAUUGAUGUGGCUGAUGAUCAUAAUAUUGAAAAAUUACGUAAAGAGGCAAUUAAAUUUAUGCCUGAACUAAUGUUUGAAUUAAUGAAAGCUGUUGGUAAAAAGAAAUAA
This is a messenger RNA of Microplitis demolitor, 894 nucleotides long. RefSeq lists its product as uncharacterized. The transcript has 2 exons. The record is from RefSeq and is a predicted model, not a curated record. Gene Ontology annotation, molecular function: ubiquitin protein ligase binding. Gene Ontology annotation, biological process: regulation of proteolysis; proteasome-mediated ubiquitin-dependent protein catabolic process. NCBI's taxonomy places the organism in Eukaryota, Metazoa, Arthropoda, Insecta, Hymenoptera, Braconidae. Gene Ontology annotation, cellular component: cytoplasm. Bases 1 to 894 code for a protein of 297 amino acids.